GGAAGGAAGGAACUUGUUUGUGUGUGUCAACAAUUAAUUUAAAUAAAAGUAGAGAUUAUCAUUUCAUUUCAUUAAAAUGAAGUAAAUAAGAUAAAGCAUUAUGUUUAACUAUAACAUAAAGUUUCUCACAUGUGAUGAGACACUGCAUUUGAAAAAUGGGGACUUCAAAAGUUACAAGUAUGAUACUCGAAAGAGGACAGACGAAUCUGUUUAUGAUGUGGGGAAACGAACUUUCUGUGAACGUCGCGGUAGUCAUUGGCGGUCACCAAACCACCGACAGAUAAGGCAGUUGGAGUCAAAAUUGAGGGAUCGAAAUAUUAUAAGUUGUGAAUGGACUACAGAAUCUCUUAUCACGCUGGUAUUCUCGUCGGGAGCGAUUGCUUACCUCACUGUAAAGCCUGAAACCCUGGACGUGACGCAAGUUUUAUUUGAUAGAUACUGUGUUGGUAAGCUCUCGGGACAGACUGUAACUGGUGUUGUUAUAAGCCAGACACACUUGAUGUUCACACAUGCUGACAGAAUGGCUACAUUAAUCAUGUUUGGGAGGAAUGCAGGUAACCGUCUACCCUGUCGCAUUUCUGACAGGGAUCCACACGUACAGACAAUCGAAUUAGGGGGAGGGGGCCGUCGAAGUGAAAGACGUAUGUCAUGGUGUGAAAGCAACGGUGGCCUUAAGGUCCUUGUGUGGAGCACCAGCAAUGCAGAACCUGCUCCUUGGAGCCCCAUUGUAGAAGACCAUGCCAAUCUCCACCUUUACCGCAUCCAUGGACAGCAAAUAUCACUUGUAGCCUACCACCAACUAGAAAAUGAGACAUUAUUAGCAGAAUUAUCAAACAAGAGUGAUAGUAUACACAUAAUUGAUCAAAUCACUUGCCAUAAGAACGGAGUAAGCUUAGAAUGGCUGCGAUACGACGUACCCAACAGCGAAGAGAGAGCCAUAAAGCUCUCUUCUCUACGCGAGAGCGCGACUCGAGUCUCUCUGCCGGCGCCGGCGCGCUCAGUGCGGCGCUCCCCUUGUGACGUCAAACUACUGACCGCCUGCAUAGAUGGCUCCCUGCACGUGAUACACAACACAGUCGGUGUGACACACUCGGUGCGCGCUGGAUUUAUAGCCACGGAGGUGCGAUGGGCCGGCGAGCUGAUAGUCGCGACAGAGGAGGGCGGACGGGUGCAGUGCUUCGAUAGAGCGCUGUCGCUUCUGCACCAUCAUACUAAAUGCUUUGAUUUGACCUCCUAUUUGAGGGAUGCAAAGCGCACACAAAUAUUAGCGACGCGGGAAGCAAAAGGAGGCCCAUUGGUCCUCGUGUCGUUCUCUGGUGGGCCUUUAGCGCUGUUACACAUCACUCACCCGCGAUUGCUUACAGCUUGGCUACGGAACGGUCGCUCGUCAAACGCGGUGGCACUUCUCCACGCGCUGGACUGGGACAAAGACGGCAUGGACUGCCUCUGGGCCGUCAAUAAGCUGGUAUGCGCUGCCCUCCGGAGCGGUAAUGAAGCGCUAUCGGAAGAGGGCGUGGCCCAAAGCGCUUUAGGCGCAUACUUGGCGCCGCGCGCGCCGCUGCCGCCCGGCGCCGCUCGCUACGCGCCGCCGCUGCACGACUUGGCUAGGAAGUUCUUCCACCAUUUAUUGAGACGGGGUCGUAUAGAGAAAGCGCUAAGCCUAGCCGUGGACCUCCGCGCAUGGGAUCUAUUCGCGGACGCGCGGUGGGCCGCAGCUCGGAAGAACCUGCCGCAUCUAGCUGACGAAGCGGCCGCUUUGGCUGACCACUACGCUGGCGAAGGAAGACCGGAUUCCGAGUAUUCCGAGUCAUGCUCGCAAUGCAGCUCGCAUUCGUACACCGACGACGAAACGAGCGCAUCCUCCGAAGUAAAAACGAAACCGCCUCCCCUCCCCCGAGUAUCCAUCCCCACCGUCAUGCCCGUCCCUAUCAACCACUCGGAACCGCCCACAGCUCACAGCAUCCGUCCCAACUUGCACCAGUACUUAGAGCGAGACAACACGAUAUGGAACACCAACGUAGACGACACGUACCUGAAAGUAAACCAGGAGAAAAUAAAACCGAUUCUGACUCAUAGUGUGAGGUGGCAUAGCGUUGAUAACAUGCUGAAUACGAGGCAAAACUCUUUGCAUACUUUAGCGUCGAUAAGCGAAGUUGUCACCAAACCGGCUUCGAGUAUAGUGGAUAUAAUCCCGCGGGUGCAAGAUGACAGGAUGACGUCACAUUUCCGCAGUGUCUACCAAACGGAAUUGAGAGAAGAGGCGCCAAUGUACCGGUACCAUAAUAACUUCCACGCGAGCGCGCUUAGCGACAGAACGCACAAGUUCGACGCGGAUAGAACGGGAAACAGAAGUACGGAGAAGAACAAAGUCAAGUUCUCUGAUACGGUCACCAUUGCAGUUGUGUCGGAGCCGCCUCAUCCUCCCCUGGCGCGGGAAGCAGGCGCGGGACUGACGCGGCGCGCCGGUACUCUGGACUACGUGGAAGUGUGACGCACGCGGCACGGCACGCAUGCACAUAUAAUAACGCUGCUGCUGCUGAACGACCUCCUAAAAUCAAAGUUGUACAUUUUGGCAUGGUUUAAAUAAUCGUAACAAACACCAUGUAUACCUAUUGUUUUUGUAGACAAUCCUAGUGAUAUUUUCACAGAAUCCGUCCAUUUGUAUUAUUUUAUUAUACUAAGUUAUAUUACUUUAUAAGUUUAUAGGUAUACAAGAAAUAAACAAUAGCAUUUAUUUGUACAUAAGUAGUCUUCCAUUUUAGAUACCUUAAGUAUUAUGCUUUUAAUGGUUUAUUAAUAUUUUCAUUAUUUAAGUAAAAAAUACAAUCUUACAAAUUGAUUACCUCUGAUCUGAUAUACAUACGAGUAAUAGUGUUAGGUAUUCCAGUAACUAAAUUGUGUAGCGACUUGAUAUAAAAUGAAUUAAUUGAAUCAUUAUUGUGAAUGCAUGCAUUUUUAAUUAUAUUUUUGAUAAUAAAUGUUUUAUAUUGUUAA
Ostrinia nubilalis (European corn borer) is the source of this 2994-nucleotide messenger RNA. It is a transcript of the gene frtz, whose product is annotated as WD repeat-containing and planar cell polarity effector protein fritz. Gene Ontology annotation, biological process: nervous system development; establishment of protein localization; cilium organization. Gene Ontology annotation, cellular component: axonemal basal plate. Bases 101 to 2491 code for a protein of 796 amino acids. The transcript has 14 exons. Lineage: Eukaryota; Metazoa; Arthropoda; Insecta; Lepidoptera; Crambidae. The record is from RefSeq and is a predicted model, not a curated record.